AUGGAUUUCAAUGAUGGCUAUGUAUCGAAAGAGCACCUUGAGCUUCAUCGAUCUGCUGCCGAAAGUGUUGAUCCGGUAUCAGUUUCUCCUUUGCAACUUUCUUCUCCAAAGUCACCGAAAUCUCCAAGGUCUCCAAAGGCGCAAGUUAAGGGCAACAAUUUAAGUCCAAAAAAUAAUAAGCAAUCACAUUCGUCGAAAGAUGGACGUCCAAAGAAAGGUGGCUCUGGAGGUAAAGGAACCUGGGGUGGAUUGCUUGAUACAGAUGACGGAAACUCUGUUGACCCCAAUGACCCAAACUAUGACAGCACUGAGGAGUUAGAUGAUUCAACCGAAAAGAAAAAGAACAUAGCAUUGGAAGAGUACAAGAAAAAAGCUACUAUAAUAGUGGAAGAAUACUUUGCAACUGAUGAUGUUGUUGCAACAAUGACUGAACUUAGAGAAGUUGGAAAACCAGAAUACAGCUACUAUUUUGUCAAAAAGCUCGUCUCAAUGUCGAUGGAUAGACAUGACAAAGAAAAAGAAAUGGCUGCAAUUCUCUUAUCUGCACUUUAUGCCGAUGUAAUUCACCCGUCACAAGUUUACAAAGGAUUCACCAAACUAGUCGAAUCGGCUGAUGAUUUGAUCGUAGAUAUACCGGACACGGUCGAUAUUCUUGCGCUUUUCAUAGCUAGAGCUGUGGUUGACGACAUUCUUCCACCAGCAUUUUUGAAGAAACAGAUAGCAAACUUACCAGAUGAUUCUAAAGGAGCUGAGGUCUUAAAGAAAGCUGAGAAAAGCUAUUUGACAGCACCUUUACACGCCGAAAUCAUCGAGCGGCGUUGGGGAGGUAGUAAGAAUACAACGGUUGAUGAUGUGAAGGCAAGGAUAAACAAUUUCUUGAAAGAAUAUGUAGUAAGUGGUGACAAGAAAGAAGCUUUUAGAUGCAUUAAGGACUUAAAAGUUCCUUUCUUCCAUCAUGAAAUAGUGAAAAGAGCUCUUAUAAUGGCGAUGGAAAGGCGACAAGCAGAAACGCCGUUACUAGACUUAUUGAAAGAAGCAGCUGAAGAAGGUUUCAUCAACACAAGCCAAAUGUCAAAAGGGUUCAGCAGGUUGAUUGAAACAGUCGACGAUUUAUCGCUUGACAUACCGAACGCGCGCGGAAUACUUCAACAACUAAUGUCGAAAGCCGCGUCCGAAGGUUGGUUAUGUGUUUCAUCACUAAAAUCACUUACAAUUGAGCCUGAAAAGAACACAAUACAGGAAAACGUUGCACGGAGUUUCAAGAUGAAAACACAAUCCAUCAUUCAAGAGUACUUUUUAUCAGGCGAUAUAUUUGAAGUGAAUAGUUGUUUAGAACAAGAGAACAACAAAAACUGUGGUGAACUAAAUGCAAUCUUUGUUAAGAAGCUAAUAACUUUAGCAAUGGAUAGAAAGAAUCGAGAAAAAGAAAUGGCUUCUGUGUUACUUUCAUCGCUUUGUUUUCCACCCGAUGACGUUGUGAAUGGUUUUGUGAUGCUAAUUGAAUCAGCACAUGAUACUGCAUUAGACAAUCCUGUGGUUGUUGAAGAUCUUGCAAUGUUUCUAGCAAGAUCAGUAGUCGAUGAAGUUUUAGCGCCGCAACAACUUGAAGAUAUAGGAACACAAUGUUUAAGUCAAGAUUCAAUUGGAAACAAAGUGCUUUUAAUGGCUAAGUCAUUGCUAAAAGCAAGAUUAGCCGGUGAAAGAAUCUUGAGAUGUUGGGGAGGGGGUGGAAGUAGCAAACCAGGAUGGGAAAUCGAAGAUGUUAAAGAUAUGAUCGGAAAAUUGUUGGAAGAAUAUGAAUCUGGUGGUGAUAUAAGAGAAGCUUGUAGAUGCAUGAAAGAGUUAGGAAUGCCAUUUUUUCAUCAUGAAGUUGUUAAGAAAAGUUUGGUGAAAAUUAUUGAAAAGAAAAAUGAGAGAUUAUGGGGUUUACUUAAAGAAUGUUUUGAUUCUGGAUUAAUAACUAUGAAUCAAAUGGUUAAAGGUUUUGGAAGACUUGAAGAAACUCUUGAUGAUUUAGCUUUGGAUGUUCCUGAUGCUAAGAAUCAAUUUGGAUUUUAUGUUGAAAAGGCAAAGAAUGAAGGAUGGUUGGAUAGUUCAUAUUGUUUCAACAAUGCUAUAGAGAAUGGCACAUGCUAA
Molecule: messenger RNA, 2136 nt
Organism: Trifolium pratense (red clover)
Lineage: Eukaryota; Viridiplantae; Streptophyta; Magnoliopsida; Fabales; Fabaceae
Product: MA3 DOMAIN-CONTAINING TRANSLATION REGULATORY FACTOR 2
Exons: 3
Coding region: 1-2136 (711 amino acids)
Biological process (GO): negative regulation of DNA-templated transcription
Source: RefSeq, a predicted model, not a curated record